UAAAAUUGUAAAAGUAGCGUAUUAAAAUUAAAAUUAAAUAAAGGUUUAGAUAAAUUAAAAUAUUUUUUAAAUUUAAUAAUUUAUUAACAAAUUUAUUUGAUUAAAUAAUUUUAACUAAAGUCCACUUUGACUUAACCUUAAAAGUUGAUUCGUGUUAGCCUUCAUCACGUUUUUGGUAACAAAGUUCACGUUGUAACUUCGCUUUUAAUUGAGAUCAAAAUGUCGUUCGCUACUAAAUUGAUUAAUCGCCAUUUUUCCACUGGAAUUAAACUUUCAAACAAAAAUGUCAUCAUAAAAAAUGUCACCGUCAUCGGUGGCGGAAUCAUGGGUGGUGGGAUAGCCCAGGUGGCAGCCCAAACAGGACACAACGUAACGUUGGUUGACGUCAGUGAAGAUGUCUUGAAAAAUUCAAAAUCCAAAAUUGAAACAAGUCUUGCCAGGGUUGUUAAAAAGUUGUUUGGGGACAAUAAAGAGAAGGGUGAACUAUUCCAAAAAGAAACAAUGGGUAGAUUAAACUAUAGGACAUCUCUUGUCGAUUCGGUGAACGAGGCAGACCUAGUUGUAGAGGCUGUUGUCGAAAACAUAGACAUCAAACACAAAGUAUUUACUCAGCUUGAUUCUGUAGCACCAGAACACACCAUUUUCGCCUCGAACACAUCUUCAUUCCUCAUAAAAGACAUGGCCAAGGUCACAAAAAGGUUGGAUAGGUUUGGAGGGCUGCACUUCUUUAACCCUGUAACCGUCAUGAAACUGGUUGAGGUCAUAAAAAUGCCUGAAACCUCCCAAGAAACCCAUGAAGCCCUUAUUAAGUUUGGCACGACAAUGGGCAAAACAGCUGUUGAAGCUAAGGAUAAAGAUGGAUUCAUAGUGAACAGACUGUUGAUUCCUUAUCUAAUGGACAGUGUCAGAAUGCUCGAGAGAGGAGACGCCACUGCCAGGGACAUAGACACGGCCAUGAAGUUAGGGUCGGGCCAUCCAAUGGGCCCAAUUGAACUCGUCGACUACAUUGGAUUGGAUACGUGCAAAUUUGCUCUCGAUGGUUGGCACCAAAAGGAACCAAACAAUCCAACAUACAGACCCAUUGCAAUGCUUGAUAAGUUGGUUUCUGAAGGCAAACUAGGCGUCAAGACAGGAGCUGGCUUCUACGAAUACAAAAAGAAAUAAAAAUGUCUGCAACUGAAUAAAAUUAAAAUAAUCUACAAGUUUAUUAUUGUGUUUAAAAAUGUUUUUUGACUAAAUUUUAAGCAUGAGUUACGUUACUUUGUGUCAAUUUUUGUUAAAGACAGAUCGUGCCUUAAGUGUUUGUGCUAAUAACGUUGCAUGUUAAUAUUUUGUAAUUAUUUUUUUCGCUGUUGUACAUUGUCCAACUCAUUAAAAUAUCAUGUUCCCUUCCCUGUUUCGAUGCCAGAUGUUGUUCAUUCGAUUUGUUAAUCUAAGUUUUUGUUUUCAUUUUAAUUUGAAAUUGGCUCUAUGAUUAUUUUGAAAAGAAGUAAUUCGUUGCAAUUGUUUAACCCAAUUAUACUAGAUAAAAGACUGAAAAGUGCCAAACUGUUCAUUUGUUUGAGGAUACGUUAACUUAAUAACUACUUAUCCUUAAAACGAAACGAACACGAAGAAAAUAAAUAGAAAAAUCAAACCCG
This is a messenger RNA of Helobdella robusta, 1640 nucleotides long. RefSeq lists its product as hypothetical. The transcript has 8 exons. Gene Ontology annotation, biological process: fatty acid beta-oxidation. Gene Ontology annotation, molecular function: NAD+ binding; (3S)-3-hydroxyacyl-CoA dehydrogenase (NAD+) activity. Gene Ontology annotation, cellular component: mitochondrion. The record is from RefSeq and is a predicted model, not a curated record. The coding region runs from base 220 to 1164 and encodes 314 amino acids. Lineage: Eukaryota; Metazoa; Annelida; Clitellata; Rhynchobdellida; Glossiphoniidae.